AUGCAGAAAGCUCAGAAAGAUCCACAGGACGUAGGGGUCUUGUUCAUCGACGGCUUCCCCGUCGUUGCUGCCAACCAAUCAUAUGUUGCACAUGGUUUUCCACUAGCGGUGAUGGAGAUGUUCCACGAGGCUACCGGGCUUCAGCUGAAGAUCAAAGAAGAGAUCACACCUAUGACGGUGCCCGAGCAGAAGCACUACAAAUCGCAGAACCUGAUCCUUCAGACCAUGGCAAGCUUGAUGAUUAGCAUCCUCAGCAACUUCGCUUUCUGCUUUGUGCCGAUUGCUGUGCUCGGCUUCGUACUCAUGGAGAAGACGAAGGACAUCAAACACCAGCUCAUGAUCUCGGGUUGUUCUGCCCGCGCCUACUGGGUCUCCAUGCUGAUCUGGGACUGCGCCUUCACCGUGUUCCCGAUCUUGGCCCUGUAUGGCUUCCUGUGGUUUUACGGCUUCCAAGCCUUCAUCUACUACUGGGAGACCUCCUUGGCUCUCCUUCUUUUCUUCACUCCGGCAGCAGUUGGACUGGCUUACGUCGUGUCGCAUAUGACAUCUUCGCAAGCACUGGCGAAUGUUGGCCUUGCACUGUGCAACGGUGUCAUGGUGGUUUUCUUGGUGAUGACCUUCCUUUUCUUUGACAUCUUCACCAAGGCUGUACCCAUCGAAAGGGCUUUCAGCGCUGGCUCCGAUGGCGGUGGGGCAUCAAUGGGCGACUUUGCCAAAACGAUGAACGGUGACUGCACAGAUUUGAAAGAUGCGGACCUGAAGUUCUUUUGCAGACUGGUGCAAGCUUCCAACAUUGGAAUUCCCAUUCUAAAGGGCGUGGGCUUUUUCUUGCCCGGCUUUCACCUUUUGGAUGGCCUGCUUCGCAUUACUGGACGCCAUGCAUUUGUGACAUUGGUUCUGCCUCAAUUCUUGGAACGGAUGGCCGAAACGACAUCAUGGCAGCUGAUGGAAAAUACGGCUGGAAGGCUGUUCAGUGGCUGUGGGGAGAAAUGGCGGCCAAGGGCAACAGACUCGGACUGUUUUGCCUACAAUGCUUGGAGGGGAUCCGCAAAGUGGAGUUCGACAGGCUGCACCUUGAAGCAGGCGGCGACAAUGCUUGACGAGUCGGUAGCACGCCAGCUUCUUCAGCCCAUUCUACAGAUCGUCGACGGCAUCAAGCAGGGGUUGCCACCGGAAACAGCCGAGCAGAUUGACGCCAUGGUGCAGAUGUAUACCGCGCACCCGGCCGACAUGGCGAUGGUCUUCGGGGGCCAAAGACUGAUAUCGCUCUUGCCCCCCGAGGAGCAAGAUCCAUGGAGGAAUGCUCUGCAAUGCGCCAUCAAAGACGGAGCACCCAUUGGGGCAGUCGGGCCUCUUCUGGCAACUCACGCUGAAAUGCUGGGAGACAGGCUGCGGACGGCGCUGAAGGCAGUGGCCAGAUCCCCCGCGCUGACUCAGAAUGGGGACAAGUUUCUUCCGCCUCUGAAUGGGUGGGGCAAGUGCACCAUCGGCCCUUCAAUCGGCCCCGUAAGCAUCGCCGAGUUGAUUCCGCAGGCGAAGAACGUCGGAAUAACGUUACCACAGAUGUCCUUGGGACCACUGGAGGUGAAGGUGCCCUGUGAUCUGGGAAUUGGAGGUGAAGUCGGACCCCUGAUUGAGAUGAUGGUUACCCUGCCAACUAUGAAUGACACCAUGAUCCGACUGGCGGCACUGUGCGUCGUCCUGCCAUUGCUUGCGAUCGUGCUGGAGGAUGAUUUAUCGCAGAGCCCUCGCAUCGCCCGGAAGUUCACCAUCAGCAAGCCCGUCCCACCUGAAAUGCUCACUCUGGAGGACCAGGAUGUUCGAGCAGAAAAGGACAGGGUGGCGACGGUAGAUCCCCGCAAGCAGGUCAUGUACGUCAACGGCCUGCGCAAAGCUUACGGUUCGUUGCUGAGCUCGAAGGUCACUCAUGCCGUGCGUGGCGUCACUUGGGCCGCAGACCAGGGAAUGGUGUUCGGUUUGCUGGGUGUCAACGGUGCCGGGAAGACGACAUCGUUCAAGCUGAUGUCAGGAAUCCUGACCCCGUCAGCUGGAGAGGUGCGUGUGCUGGGUAUUGACAUGGUUGAGGAGACGAGCCGGGCACGGCGAUUGAUCGGAUACUGCCCGCAGUUCGAUGCCCUUAUACAUGUCAUGACCGUCGAGUCGCAUUUGUACCUGUAUGGCCGCAUGAAAGGCCUCGCAGGCAAAGACUUAAGAAGUGCCGUAGACGAGAAAGUGGAGGAGAUGCAGCUGUCCCAGUACCGCUUCCGUCGAGCCGGGACGCUGUCGGGUGGUAACAAGAGGAAGUUGUCUGUAGCAAUGGCGCUCAUCGGCGAGCCUCCGGUGAUAUUUCUCGACGAGCCAAGCACAGGCAUGGAUCCAUUUGCGCGACGCUUUAUGUGGUCUGUCAUACAGGACAUGGCAGAGAAGCGAAAGCAAUCGGUCGUGGUGCUCACCACACAUUCCAUGGAGGAAGCCGAGGCAUUGUGCAGCAGCAUCGCCAUCCAGGUUGAUGGACAAUUCCGAUGUCUCGGCUCCGCGCAGCACUUGAAGUCCAGGUACGGGUCAGGCUAUGAGGUCAGCGUGAAGUUCAGUGCUGUUCCGCGUGAGGCGCUCACACAGUUGGCUGCCAAGUUUCUUCCCGCAGGACGGCAACUGGAUCGAAGUGGUUAUUCGAUGAUCUCGCGAUCGCAGGCCAUGGAGUCCCUGCCUCUGGAGCUUCGCAACGCUGCAGCCCGGCCAUCGGGUCCGCUGCCCGCCAACGUGGAGGAGGUGGCGGCUGAAGUCGUGGCAGAGUGGCAGGUGAUGCAAAAUCGCUUGGAGCAGUUCAAAGGCUUCUUCUCUGCCCCUACGCCUGAGGGCUUGGGAGAGCUUCAACUGGGCGAGGUGAUGGUCCUCGAGUUCCACGGCAGCUCGCUGCGCCUACGCCUGCCAGCUGCCGGUGAAGAGCAGCUUCCCAAGCUUUUCGCGGCGCUCUCCCAGGCCAAGCCGCAGUUUGGUUUGAGCGACUUCGCAGUCUGUCAGUCCACUCUGGAGCAGGUCUUCAACAGUUUCGCGGCCGAGCAAGAGCAGGAGAAGAAGAAGGACUGA
Molecule: messenger RNA, 3087 nt
Organism: Symbiodinium sp. CCMP2592
Lineage: Eukaryota; Dinophyceae; Suessiales; Symbiodiniaceae
Source: the annotation of a GenBank genome assembly